AGAAGAGCUCCCGGGGACACCAGGCCUUCUGGGUAGGCCCUGCUGUGAUCUGUGAGCUGUAGUACUGUCAGGGGCGUCCAGGGCCCGGCGAUGCCCGACCCCGCGGCGCACCUGCCCUUCUUCUACGGCAGCAUCUCGCGCGCCGAGGCCGAGGAGCACCUGAAGCUGGCGGGCAUGGCCGACGGGCUGUUCCUGCUGCGCCAGUGCCUGCGCUCGCUGGGCGGCUACGUGCUGUCGCUGGUGCACGACGUGCGCUUCCACCACUUCCCCAUCGAGCGGCAGCUCAACGGCACGUACGCCAUCGCGGGCGGGAAGGCGCACUGCGGCCCGGCCGAGCUCUGCCAGUUCUACUCGCAAGACCCCGACGGGCUGCCCUGCAACCUGCGGAAGCCGUGCAACCGGCCGCCGGGCCUCGAGCCGCAGCCCGGGGUCUUCGACUGCCUGCGCGACGCCAUGGUGCGCGACUACGUGCGCCAGACCUGGAAGCUGGAGGGCGAUGCGCUAGAGCAGGCCAUCAUCAGCCAGGCCCCACAGGUGGAGAAGCUCAUCGCCACCACAGCCCACGAGCGGAUGCCCUGGUACCACAGCAGCCUGACCCGCGAGGAGGCCGAGCGCAAACUCUAUUCCGGCCAGCAGACCGACGGCAAGUUCCUGCUGAGGCCCCGGAAGGAGCAGGGCACAUAUGCGCUGUCCCUGAUCUAUGGGAAAACUGUAUACCACUAUCUCAUCAGCCAGGAUAAGGCUGGCAAGUACUGCAUUCCCGAAGGCACCAAGUUUGACACGCUCUGGCAGCUGGUGGAGUACCUGAAGCUCAAGGCGGAUGGGCUCAUUUACCGCUUGAAGGAGGCCUGCCCCAACAGCAGUGCCAGCACUGCAGGUGAGGGGGGCAGAGGCAGGAGGCAGGCCAGCAGGCAGGAGGCAGGCCAGCGCGCAGGAGGCAGGCCAGCGCGCAGGAGGCCCGGCUCCCGUGCUCACUGUUCCUUCUGCUCCCCAACAGCUGCUGCACCCACACUUCCAGCCCACCCUUCCACAUUCACUCAGCCUCAGAGACGUGUUGACACCCUGAACGCAGAUGGAUACACCCCUGAACCAGCGCGCAUAGCAUCCUCAGAGAAGCCGCGGCCGACGCCCAUGGACACCAGCGUGUACGAGAGUCCCUACAGCGACCCUGAGGAACUCAAGGACAAGAAGCUCUUCCUGAAGCGAGAGAACCUCCUGGUGGCCGAUAUCGAACUUGGCUGCGGCAACUUCGGCUCCGUGCGCCAAGGAGUCUACCGGAUGCGCAAGAAGCAGAUCGACGUGGCCAUCAAGGUGCUGAAGCAGAGCACGGAAAAGGCCGACAAGGACGAGAUGAUGCGGGAGGCGCAGAUCAUGCACCAGCUGGACAACCCCUACAUCGUGAGGCUCAUCGGCGUGUGCCAGGCCGAGGCGCUCAUGCUGGUCAUGGAGAUGGCGGGCGGCGGGCCGCUGCACAAGUUCCUGGUGGGAAAGAGGGAGGAGAUCCCCGUCAGCAACGUGGCGGAGCUGCUGCACCAGGUGGCCAUGGGCAUGCGGUAUCUGGAGGAGAAGAACUUCGUGCACCGGGACCUGGCAGCGCGGAACGUCCUGCUGGUGAACCGGCACUACGCCAAGAUCAGCGACUUCGGCCUGUCCAAGGCGCUGGGCGCCGACGACAGCUACUACACGGCCCGGUCGGCGGGGAAGUGGCCCCUGAAGUGGUACGCGCCGGAGUGCAUCAACUUCCGGAAGUUCUCCAGCCGCAGCGACGUCUGGAGCUACGGGGUCACCAUGUGGGAGGCCUUCUCCUACGGCCAGAAGCCCUACAAGAAGAUGAAGGGCCCCGAGGUCCUGGACUUCAUCAAGCAGGGCAAGAGGAUGGAAUGCCCGCCCGAGUGUCCGGCCGAGAUGUACGCGCUCAUGAGCGACUGCUGGACCUACAAGUGGGAGGACCGCCCGGACUUCCUGUCCGUGGAACAGCGCAUGCGCAGCUACUACUACAGCCAGGCCAGCCGGGCCGAGGGCCCGUCGCCGGCGAGUGAGCAGGCGGCCGAGGCUGCGUGCGGCUGAGCAGCCCCCCCGGCUCUCCACACCCCCCGGGCCAGGAGGCCCCGCGCCCUGGAGCUCCAGACCUCAGGCCCACGGCGCUCAGACGGUCCCCGCCGCGUCCUUCCCGCGUGGGCUGGGGCUGCCGCGGCGAGGCUCGGCGUCCCGAGGCCCCGGGCGGAGAGGCCGUGUGCGGGGAGGUCUCGUCUGCUCUGCUUCCGAGCGGAAGUCCCGCAGGGGCCGCUGUCACUGGAAUAAACCGCUCUUUGCUCGA
Messenger RNA from Psammomys obesus (fat sand rat), 2317 nucleotides. Its product is annotated as tyrosine-protein kinase ZAP-70. Gene Ontology annotation, cellular component: extrinsic component of cytoplasmic side of plasma membrane; cytoplasm. The record is from RefSeq and is a predicted model, not a curated record. Bases 91 to 2067 code for a protein of 658 amino acids. Gene Ontology annotation, biological process: innate immune response; intracellular signal transduction; cell differentiation. The transcript is spliced from 12 exons. Gene Ontology annotation, molecular function: non-membrane spanning protein tyrosine kinase activity; ATP binding; signaling receptor binding. Lineage: Eukaryota; Metazoa; Chordata; Mammalia; Rodentia; Muridae.